CGCCAAGCAGAAGGGAGCGCCGAGCGGCAUCAAAAAUCGCAAUAUUGACGGACAUCAGCGGUGGCGGGCGAUGAAAGGAGGAGGCCGGGCCUUCGUGAUUGGGAAAUGCUCUGAAAGACCGGGAGUUUGUGCGGCGGUCGUAAAGCAGAAAAUGCUAUCGUGUUGACACACGGAGACUUGCCGGCUGGGCGCACGCGACAAGGUGGCACGCGCUGUGUGUGAUAGCUGUUAAAGCUCCUAAGGCAAAGUGGCUAGCGCGUUUAUUUUAACAGCACUUUUAAGGCUUUAAACUACAAACAAGUACACGACGUCCGACAAGCCCGACACUGACAGGUCUGUGGGUCAAGUCGUAACGGAGUACCGCUCAUGGUUCUGCUCAGCCGGCAGGGAAAAGUUACACAGAGUCCUCUUCAAAGCAGCGCCUUGGUCUCUCUUAUAAUUGCCAUCAGUCUUAUUAACAUUCAAGUGGUCACUUUUGAAAAUUCAACACAAAGCAAGACGUGAUGUAAAGUAAUAAAUCCAGCCGUCACACUCUAUAGCUGCUCCAGUGCCUGACGGUCUAGCAAGGAACUGUUGGCGGGACGCGUCUUGAAGGACCGCAGAAUGGGGUCUGAGUCGGUGAAGGUUAUCGUCCGGUGUCGCCCGCUCAAUGAGCGGGAGAAGUCCCUGAACUGUAAGAUCGUGGUCAGUAUGGACAGCGCCAGAUGCCAGUGCUUCAUUCAGAAACCUGGCGCGAGUGGGGAGCCUCCCAAGCAGUUCACUUUUGAUGGCACCUACUUCGUGGAGGACCAGACGGAGCAGAUGUACAACGAGGUCGCAUACCCCCUGGUGGAGGGUGUUACUCAGGGUUACAAUGGGACCAUCUUUGCCUACGGGCAGACUGGCAGUGGCAAAUCCUUCACCAUGCAGGGCAUCCCGUCUCCCUCCAGCCAGCGAGGUGUCAUCCCCCGAGCGUUUGAACACAUCUUCGAGAGCAUUCAGUGUGCUGAGAACACCAAGUUUCUGGUGAGAGCAUCCUACCUGGAGAUCUACAAUGAAGAGAUCCGAGACCUGCUGGGACAGGACACCAAACAGAAGCUGGAGCUGAAGGAGCACCCGGAGCAGGGCGUGUAUGUGAGAGGGCUGUCACUUCACACCGUCCACAGCGUGAGGGAGUGCGAGGUCAUCAUGGAGCAGGGCUGGAAGAAUCGGUCAGUGGGCUACACCCUGAUGAACAAGGACUCGUCGCGAUCACACUCAAUUUUCACAGUCCACCUGGAGAUCUGCAGCACGGACCCCUCAGGAAAGGAUCAUUUGCGGGCAGGAAAACUCAACCUUGUGGAUCUGGCGGGCAGUGAGCGCCAAUCUAAGACUGGUGCCACCGGGGAGCGGCUGCGUGAGGCCACUAAGAUCAACCUGUCUCUGUCAGCCUUGGGCAAUGUCAUCUCCGCCCUGGUGGAUGGCCACUCACGCCAUGUGCCCUACAGAGACUCCAAGCUCACCCGGCUCCUGCAGGAUUCCCUGGGUGGCAACACCCGCACCUUAAUGGUGGGCUGCCUGUCUCCAGCAGACAACAACUAUGAGGAGAGCCUGAGCACACUCCGCUAUGCUAACCGUGCCAAGAGCAUCCAGAACAAGCCUCGCGUCAAUGAGGACCCCAAAGACGCUCUGCUGCGGGAGUACCAGGAGGAGAUCAAGAAACUGCGGGCGCUGCUGUCAGGGCAGCUUGGAGACGGCACUCUUGCUGCUUUGCCCAGCCAGGCCAUUGGAGUGGCACCAACGGGACCACCUCAAGAGGCUCUGUCUGUGGACCUGGAGGCAGAGCGUGAAUGCAUACGGCAGGAGUAUGAAGAGAAGUUGUCUCGCAUGCAGGCCGAGUAUGAGGCGGAGCAGGAGUCCAAGGUGAAGCUUCAGGAGGAGAUGGCUUCCCUGCAGCGUUCCUAUGAGAAGAAGUUGUCCCAGCUGGAGGAGUGCUACGUUAUGGAUUCGUCUUCCCCUGAGCCGGAGCUGCCACCCCGUCCAGGCACUGCAGCACCCACCGAAGUAACAGGUGUGGAGCAGACCUUGGGAAAGCUGCAUGUGGGACAGAACAUCAGGGGUGGUCACAAGGACGUGGCGGACAUUGGCCCGGAACAGCAGCAGGUCCUGCAAAGGCUGCAGAUGCUGGAGCAGGAGGUGGUGGGUGGCGAGCAGGCCUCCAACACGGAGCUACAGCAGAGGCAUCGACAGCGGCAGACCCUCGCCGACAAGCGUAAGCAGAACCUGCUGGAUGCGUUAGCCGAGGAGUCAGAGGCUGGCAACGAUGUGCUGCUCAGUGUCUAUGACUCCAUCCAAGGGGAGUUGCACGCCAAGAACAGGCAGCUGGAGGCAACCCAGACGAAGCUGAAGGCAGCACAGAUCGAAAUCUCUGACCUGCAGUCCGAGUUCCAGUUCGAGCGGAUUGACUACUUGGCCACUAUCCGCCGGUUGGAGCGGGAAGUGCAGCUCUCACAGCAGAUUCUGGAGCGGGUGCAGCCCCUCAUCCGGCGCGACUGCAACUACAGCAGCAUUGAUCGCAUCCGCAGCGAGGCGGUGUGGGACGAGGAGAGUGCCACCUGGAGGCUUCCAGAGGCUAUGGUGCAGAAGACUACUCUGCCAGCGGCGGUCUCAACUCUGGCACAGGGAAAGCAGUCGGGACGGCGAACGUCAUCUGCAGAGAGUGGGGAGCUCCUGGUGGAAGAAGACCGCUACAAGCAGAUGCUGAACCGCAGCGAUAGCGAGAACAUCGCCAGCAACUACUUCCGCCCCCGACGCGCCUCACAGAUUUUGAAUUCUGACCCCAUGAAGAGCCUCACUCUUGCCACGUUACACAACAAUGGACUUCACCACCUGACUUCAAGUGGCAACAGCAUCUCUCCAACCUCCACAGCAGAUGGCGUGCCACCUCGGCCCUACCGCCUGGAGUCCCUUGAGUUGCCCCCUCCUGGAUCCAAAACCAAGCGCAAGAAGAGCAGAGGCAACAUCCAUAUGGAUGGAUUCUGACCAGCAAAAGGCCCGAAAGGAAAAGCCAAGUUGCUCUGAAGUAACUGGAGACUGUGCCUCAAUGGUGGCCUAGCGAUGAGUAGCACGUUGGGGUGUCCUUCUGGGUCCAAGGUCAAGCAGAAAAGAGAUGUUGGCACAGAAAAGCUAGAGAAUAAUAAAAACAAAGCCAAGUACGAGUGUGGGAUGGGGAACCAGAACUGAAACCUCUGGGAAUCUCGGGGACUGCUGUUCCAUAAGGUCAGUAAAGAAAGAUUAGGGGAGAAUCCUGUGCGGCUAAUGGACAAACUGGUGGGCCAGGCUACCGUGGGUGUGUUUAGAGCCACACAUCACAUUAACACACUCCAUGGUCACCCUUACACGUAUAGCUAAUUACUAAAUGGAUGUGCAAGCCCCCAAAACACUGCCACUAUCUGGAGACAUGCAGUAGCUGGUUUUGCAAUAGUUAAGUGACCACUCUUAGUUAGCCAGUGUGGGCAGAGUAAACUAGAAGAGUGAAGCAAAUGAACACAUAAAAUGGGUAGCUAAGAUACAGAAUGGGCAAGAGCUGGCCAGACGAGGGGAGCACAGUGUACCACAAUAAAGAAUGUUGUUCUGAAGAUGGACAUUUUGGCCUCAUUCUUCAAGUGUUACUGAUAAGUUGCAUCAGCUGUAUGUGCCAGCAGAGAUGGACUGCAGUGUGUGAACAAUGGCACAGAGACCCUCCAUAUCACUGCUCAUCUGGACGUGGAGGGCAGCAGGCUAAGGCAUUGCCCUUCAGUUUCUCAACACCAGCGCGGACUUUACAUUAUUUUUUACUACAAAUGUACAAAUCAGACGACUCUGACUGUUGCCACAUUUCUGUAACUGGGGCACCAGCCAGGGUCAGUGCUGAAGUGCAACGAUGGUAACCUUUUGUUUUACAGCGUCAAUGGCUCCGGGCUGGGAGUAUCAUGGGCUUUUUUCAAGGACAGGGUUGGAACUUUUCAGGUCAAAGUGGUUUAUUCACAAACAUUCUACACUGUAGGCGUUGGCCAUGCAAAAUUGUGUUCUGAAGUUAAUCACUUUCUAUAAAUU
Erpetoichthys calabaricus (reedfish) is the source of this 4053-nucleotide messenger RNA. It is a transcript of the gene kif17, whose product is annotated as kinesin family member 17. Gene Ontology annotation, molecular function: ATP binding; microtubule binding; microtubule motor activity. The transcript is spliced from 14 exons. Bases 604 to 3000 code for a protein of 798 amino acids. Lineage: Eukaryota; Metazoa; Chordata; Cladistia; Polypteriformes; Polypteridae. The record is from RefSeq and is a predicted model, not a curated record. Gene Ontology annotation, biological process: microtubule-based movement.